Molecule: messenger RNA, 891 nt
Organism: Nicotiana tabacum (common tobacco)
Lineage: Eukaryota; Viridiplantae; Streptophyta; Magnoliopsida; Solanales; Solanaceae
Source: RefSeq, a predicted model, not a curated record
AUGCGAACAAGCCUGGGAAUUGCGAAAAAAGUUUGGGAAAUGCGAAAAAAGUUUGGGAAAUGCGAACAAGCCUGGGAAUUGCGAAAAAAGUUUGGGAAAUGCGAAAAAAGUUUGGGAAAUGCGAACAAGCCUGGGAAUUGCGAAAAAAGUUUGGGAAAUGCGAAAAAAGUUUGGGAAAUGCGAACAAGCCUGGGAAUUGCGAAAAAAGUUUGGGAAAUGCGAAAAAAGUUUGGGAAAUGCGAACAAGCCUGGGAAUUGCGAAAAAAGUUUGGGAAAUGCGAAAAAAGUUUGGGAAAUGCGAACAAGCCUGGGAAUUGCGAAAAAAGUUUGGGAAAUGCGAAAAAAGUUUGGGAAAUGCGAACAAGCCUGGGAAUUGCGAAAAAAGUUUGGGAAAUGCGAAAAAAGUUUGGGAAAUGCGAACAAGCCUGGGAAUUGCGAAAAAAGUUUGGGAAAUGCGAAAAAAGUUUGGGAAAUGCGAACAAGCCUGGGAAUUGCGAAAAAAGUUUGGGAAAUGCGAAAAAAGUUUGGGAAAUGCGAACAAGCCUGGGAAUUGCGAAAAAAGUUUGGGAAAUGCGAAAAAAGUUUGGGAAAUGCGAACAAGCCUGGGAAUUGCGAAAAAAGUUUGGGAAAUGCGAAAAAAGUUUGGGAAAUGCGAACAAGCCUGGGAAUUGCGAAAAAAGUUUGGGAAAUGCGAAAAAAGUUUGGGAAAUGCGAACAAGCCUGGGAAUUGCGAAAAAAGUUUGGGAAAUGCGAAAAAAGUUUGGGAAAUGCGAACAAGCCUGGGAAUUGCGAAAAAAGUUUGGGAAAUGCGAACCUGGGAAUUGCGAACACGCCUGGGAAUUGCGAAAAAAAUUUGGGAAAUGCGAAGCUUGCAGGCCUGCAAUUCCUUAA